Messenger RNA from Dipodomys spectabilis (banner-tailed kangaroo rat), 1434 nucleotides. It is a transcript of the gene Lrrc25, whose product is annotated as leucine rich repeat containing 25. Bases 223 to 1104 code for a protein of 293 amino acids. Gene Ontology annotation, molecular function: protein binding. The transcript is spliced from 3 exons. The record is from RefSeq and is a predicted model, not a curated record. NCBI's taxonomy places the organism in Eukaryota, Metazoa, Chordata, Mammalia, Rodentia, Heteromyidae.
UCCCGCUCCGCAGCGCCGGUGUCAGGAAACCGGCGCCGGGGCAGACCCGGACCCAGGCCGCUGGCACCCAGAAGAGGGAAGUGGGGCCGGCGGCCCCGCCCCGCGCCUCCUGCCCCUCUCAGCAGCCCCGCAGCAGUUCCUCUUCGCCCCAGUCGCCUCUGCGCGGAGGCCGAGGCCCGGGACUCCCGUGCUCGGUGCUCGCGGUUCCGUCCAGGGUGGCCGAUGGCCGUGCCCGCGGCCUGGGCGCUGCUGCCGCUGCUGCAGGCGCUGGCCGGCCGCGGCCUGGCCUGCAUCGUGCUCUCCGGCGAGGUGGACUGGGCCGAGGAGGUCGGCGCCACGUGCCUGAACCUGAGCGGCCUUGGCGUGCGGCUGCCCCGGGACCGGCCCCUGCGGGCGCCGCGCCUGCGGGUCCUGGACCUGUCCCACAACGGGCUGCGCGAGCUCCCGCCCGCCUUCUUCGCCGAGCUGGACGAGCUGCGGAGCCUGGACGCGGCCGGGAACCCGCUGGUGCGCGUGGCCGCCGCGCUGGCCGCCCGCUGCGGCCUCGAGCUGCGCGCGGACUGCGGCUGCGCCCUGGCCGCCUGGCACCGGGCCCGGCGCGACAACUGCUCGGACCCGGGGCCCCUGCAGUGCGUGCUCGCGGCCACCGGCGCCGCCCAGAACCUGUCCGCCUUCCUGGAGGCCCGCUGCGCCCCGGGCCCGGCCCCCGCCACCAUCGCCGCGGCCGCGGCCGGCGGCCUGGUCUUCCUCGGGCUACUCGCCGCGGGCUCCGUGCUGGCCUGCAGACUCUGGGGCCCGCGGGGGCCCGCGGGCCGGGGCAAGGGCCAGGGCGCUCAGGACCGGGCCGGGCCGGGCUCACAGCCGCGGUACAGCAGCCGGGACCCCCGCCCCGCGCCCCCCUCCUCCGCGCCCGACUAUGAGAACGUGUUCAUCGGCCAGGCAGCCUCGGAGCCUCAGUGGACUUCUCACGGGGCUUCUGAGGACUGCGACUUCUACGUGAACUACGAAGGCCCCAGCGCCGACGCCCAGGCCGUCUACUGCAACCUGGAGUCCCUGGGCCGGGCCCUGAGGGAUGAAGAGGAGUACGUGGCUCCCAGGCACUGAGCUCGUGGCCGCGGCCCUGCUGCCUGCGUGGGCCCCGGGGAGGGCCCGGCUGAGGGAGGCGGGGAACGGGGCGCGGCCCCGCGCGGCUGCGCAGCUGGACGGAGCUGCGGGCCCCGGCAGGGGACGGCACCCGGGAGGCACGGCCCGGUGUCCCACAGACCGAAGGGCGGCGCCUGCGCACAGCCCUGCGCCCCAGCCCCCGCACCCCGUCCCGGGUCAGUGAGGCCGGGCGCGGAGACCAUCUGUUUAGCUUCAACUUUAUUACAAGAAUAGAAAUAAAUAGACGUCCUGCGUGGACACUAAUAAAUUAGUAAUAAAUAGACAAAAAUC